This is a messenger RNA of Aspergillus wentii DTO 134E9, 702 nucleotides long. RefSeq names its product putative high expression lethality protein Hel10 (gene hel10). Gene Ontology annotation, cellular component: outer membrane. The transcript has 2 exons. The record is from RefSeq and is a predicted model, not a curated record. NCBI's taxonomy places the organism in Eukaryota, Fungi, Ascomycota, Eurotiomycetes, Eurotiales, Aspergillaceae. The coding region runs from base 1 to 561 and encodes 186 amino acids.
AUGUCUGGUCCUUACGAUUACAACCAGGGCUACUACAACCAGCAGGGUGGCUACCCCCCCCAGCAGGGUUACGGACAGCACCAGGGCUACGACCAAGGCUACGGCCAGCAAGGCUACAACCCCAGCGGAAACUCUGACUACUAUGCCCAGCAACACCAGCAGCCCUCCUACGGUCAAUACAACCAGGGCGGUGGUAACUCCGAUUACUAUGGCGGCCAGCAGCACCAGGACUCGUACCAGCAGCAGGGCUAUGGCCAGGACGCACACAGACAGACUGGAUAUGACCAGCAAAGUGCACCCGGUGGCGCCCAGGAGGGUGAGCGUGGACUUGGUGGUGCCAUCGCCGGUGGUGUUGCCGGUGGUUUCGCCGGUCACAAGGCCGACCACGGUUUCCUCGGUACCAUCGGUGGAGCCAUCAUGGGAAGCAUUGCAGAGGACGCUAUCAAGAAGCACAAGAACAAGGAGCACGAGCAGCAAGGGCCUCCCGGAUACGGUCCUCCCUCCCAGCAGGGCAGCGGCGGUGGCAUGAUGGACCAGCUCGGCAACUUCUUCAAGAAAUAGACUAAACGUCUACUUCAUCCGACCUUCCUUGCCUCCGAGAAUCGUGACGAAUCUUUUUUCUCAUCUUCAUUUGUGACCUACUUCUCUUGACUGGGCUGGCCACUAGAAUAAUCGUCGUUCAUCCUUUCUUCGGUGUUGUUU